AUGUACUCCAAAUUCUGGCCCAAGGGAGGUCUCCCGGGCAUUCUGCAUCAUUAUACGGAAUCUCUCGUCACUUUUGAAUAUGUCUCCAGCAGCAUUCGCCAACCUCAUAGUCUUCUAUUCAUCGGCGGGUUAGGAGAUGGCAUGGCAACAACAUCCUACAUGUCAGAUCUUGUCCGCGCGCUACAACCCACGGAAUGGUCACUUUUCACUAUCAAUCUCACAUCUUCCUAUCAGUCGUGGGGUCUAGGGCAUCUUGACAGAGACACAACUGAGAUUGCCCAAUGCGUGCAAUAUAUCAAAGACUACAAGACCUCAAAAUUCGGAAAUGGCAAGGUCGUCCUUAUGGGACAUUCCACUGGAAGCCAAUGCGUGCUACAUUAUUUAUCCCGACCAAACCCACACCCAAGUGUUCCUACCUUUGACUCUGAACUCGCGAACAUCAAGCGUCUUGAAAUUGACGGAGCCAUCAUGCAAGCACCAGUGUCUGACCGGGAGGCAAUUGCCUUGUGCAUGAAGCAUGGGUUUAAAGGCAGAUCUUCAAGCGAAAUUCAAGAGCUAUGGAAGAAAUUGGAAGAUAUGGCAAAGGAAGCUAUUCAUCAGGAGGAAUCCUACGACACUCUGCUACCUUUGUGGAUGACCAGUUCGAUCUACCCGUCCAAUACUCCUAUUAGCGCUCGCAGGCUUUUGAGUCUCCUCAGUCCGGGAAGCCCCAAAUCGCCGUCGGAGGACGACUUGUUUAGCUCAGAUCUGAGCGACGAGCAAUUCCAGAAGACGUUUGGCAUGGUUCAACAACGGGGACUGUUGAAACACAAGCUGAUGGUCUUGAUUUCGGGUGCGGACCAGGCAGUCCCAGACUGGGUUGAUAAGGAGGACUUGCUACGGAGAUGGAAAAAUGCUACCGAUUACACCGGGUCCCAGAUCUGGGAUCAAGAUCACAGCGCAGUGGUGCCUGGUGCUUCGCAUGCGCUGAGUAAUGAUGAUCAAGCAGAGCCGCGGAAGUUUCUUGUCGAGAAGGUUCUAGGGUAUUUGCAGACAGCGGAGAAGAUAUAA
Penicillium lagena is the source of this 1050-nucleotide messenger RNA. RefSeq names its product putative siderophore biosynthesis lipase/esterase (gene sidJ). The transcript has 2 exons. Bases 1 to 1050 code for a protein of 349 amino acids. The record is from RefSeq and is a predicted model, not a curated record. Lineage: Eukaryota; Fungi; Ascomycota; Eurotiomycetes; Eurotiales; Aspergillaceae.